GACUGCGCUCCGACCCGGGACUGCACUCCGCGGUGCGCUCCCAGCCUGCAGUGCCGGCUCCGCAGACCCGUGCACCGGCGCAUGGCGCAGAGGCUGAGCGAGCGGGUCCGGGGGCCCAGCGAGGCCACCGGCCUCUACCGGGCCGUGCUGCUCAGGUCCGCCUCCAUGUACUCGGAGAUCCAGAGGGAGCGGGCGGACAUCGGAGGCCUGAUGGCCCGGCAAGAAUACAGAGAGUGGAACCCGGAGCUCAUCAAGCCCAAGAAGCUGCUGAACCCCGUGAAGGCCUCCCGGAGCCACCAGGAGCUGCACCGAGAGCUGCUCAUGAAUCACAGGAGGGGCCUGGGCGUGGACAGCAAGCCGGAGCUGCAGCGUGUCCUGGAGCACCGCCGGCGGAACCAGCUCAUCAAGAAGAAGAAGGAGGAACUGGAGGCCAAGCGCUUGCAGUGCCCCUUUGAGCAGGAGCUCCUGAAACGGCAGCAGAGGCUGAGCCAGCUGGAAAAACCACCAGAAAAGGAAGAGGACCAUGCCCCCGAAUUUAUUAAAGUCAGGGAAAACCUGCGGAGAAUCACCACCCUGACCCGUGAAGAGAGAGCGCUUUAGAGCCAGCUGCUGGAGCUCCAGCGCCCCCUGCAGCCCGCCCCUGGUCCCCACACCUUCCUGCAGCCCUGCUGUAGCCGGCAGCCCUGGGCCCCUGGUCUUGACACAUCUGUGAUGGUCACACUCGCUUCUGUAAAAUGCGUUGUCUCAGAGGGCCGCCCUCCCCCCAACCCCCCGAAGAUGGGGGCUCCUGAGCUCCCAGCCUUUUCGUUCUGAGUACUCAUCCCUCCUGCUCCAAGAAGAAGCCACUGCUGGGAAAACUUUCACCAGGCACCUCUCCCUGAGGGGGCUUCUGAGCUCUGCCAAGAUUUUUCUGGCAGAGUUGAGAAGGGACAGGGGCAUCUCUGGCUGGACAGGCCGUCCGUUCUGCCCAGGCCCCAUGGGGCCCUGCUUCUCUGGGCAGCCCAGCUCCCAGGUCUCCAAGAACUUCCCUGCCUGGGGUGGUCUCUGCAGCCCGGUGUGGGGCAGCUCAGCAGAGCAUCCCGGGAUGCCGGCUCUGCAAGCCGCCUGAGGGGAGGACGGGUCUGCCUAACGGCGACAGCUUCUUUCUCAGACCCUGCCAGCCUUUUCCCACCCCCAUGCCUUUAUCUUCUCCUCUCCACAGCCCCACCCUCUCCAGGCCCUGUAACCACACCUAGCCAGGGCUGCAGCCCUUCCGCUACUGGACGGCUAGAACAGUGCUUCUCAAACUUCACAGUGCCUAUAAAUUACUGGGGAUCUUGCUAAAAGACCGGCUUUUGGGUCAGUAGAUUUGGGGUGCGGGCUGAGAUUCUCAUUGCUAAGAAGCUCCUAGACUGCUGGGCUGAGGCCCACACUGUACCCGGCAAGGCUGGAGCGUCCAGGGGUGGUCAAUGAGGCCAUCUCUGCCCCACAGCGCCCACGGCCCUCUGCCCUGGAGAUUCCCACCUGCCACCACAGCCCCCAAGGGCUCCUUAUUUUCCACCCACCCCAGGGACCUCAGGCCUGGGAAGGCUCUUGCCUAGCAAAUUGUGUUAUGUGACCAGAAAUGUAUGUAAUCGCCAAUCUGCAUUUCUUACCACACUGAUGCAAUUCUAGCCAAAGACUCCCACAAAACUUUUCUUUUAAACCUUUUCCCGAAGCCUAUGAAGAGCAAAUUAUAACGUGAUUUCCAAUAGGCUUCUGAAAAUAUAAAAAACGGUUUGAAGACCCUACAGCCACCCUUCCAAACCGGUCCCGUUGAGUCCCCAUUUCCAGCCUCUGCACCUGGGACCCACCCCUAUUUGGUUUCCAUCACCUGGGCCAGCUUCAGUGAAUUCACCCAUUCUUCCUCAAAACGCCCUUCCCAACGCGAGACCAAAUGUUUCAGCCUUUUACUCCUAUCCCAUAUUUAAAGAUUUAGAGACUAAACCGGGCCUGUUUCUUUUUCCCCUGAAGUCCCUGCCUCUGGCUUUGUAAACCCAUCAUUCAAGGUAGCAGGGCAGUGCUAGAAAAGCAUUUCCUUUCACACCCCAAGACUGACACAGAGCUACCAGAAAGAGCUACCGCUGGGAUGCCCUUUGAUACUUGGACCAAGGGUGGGAGGAAAGGGAUCAUCCUGGUCUUAGGCCUAACUGGGUGGCUGGAGAGGGACUAAAGACAUCAUCCUUUUCCUGUGGGGGGCGGCGGCUCUAAAAGUCUCUCAAAUGUGACAGUCUUAGUGAGAAGAUGGUAAUACUGUUUUAAAUGUCUGCCAGGUGAGAGAAUGCUAAGAAUGCACAGUCCCUAAAUAAAGACCACCCCUUCCCCAAAGAAGCUGUCCCCUGUGUGUUGUUCAGAAAGGAAAAGCAAGACUGAGUAUCUAGGAUGAAGUAGGCCCCUCCAAGGGAAUGCUUGGGAUUUCACUCUGUGGGGCCCCAUAGGUGCUCCACAGAGGUGGCAAAUCAUGGAGACAAAGCCCCAGAAGUAGAAGGAAACUCAAGUACCAUGUCGUCCAUGGAGCCAUGGCAGACACCCUUGAUCACUCCCCAGUGGUCAGCCCCAACUCCUUCUCUCCAGCCAUCUCCCAUUGUAGAGGCUGUAAAUACAGAGUCUCACUGUUACAGCCUCCUUUACAGCUUGGGGUGACCAUGUGACCAGGUAUGGCCAGUGAAAUUUAAGACAAAGUCUGCAGGGGCUCCUAGGAAAGCUUAUGUUUUUCUGAUAAAAGAGACAGACUGGGUAACAACUCCCUGCUCCUCCCUUCUUCCUACCUUGAUGAUGGGAUGCCUGGAGCCACAGCAGCCAUCUUGCUACGAUGAGAAAAUGGCCAAGAGAAUUUUAGAAACAUUGACCUGUCAUCACCUGACCAAGCCAAUGCCAGCAGCCAUCCUCCUCCAGAAUUCUUGUAAAUAAAAAUAAAACCCUCUUGUUUAAGCCA
Messenger RNA from Lagenorhynchus albirostris (white-beaked dolphin), 2953 nucleotides. RefSeq names its product family with sequence similarity 107 member A (gene FAM107A). The transcript is spliced from 4 exons. Gene Ontology annotation, biological process: actin filament bundle assembly; regulation of actin cytoskeleton organization; actin filament polymerization. The coding region runs from base 82 to 600 and encodes 172 amino acids. The record is from RefSeq and is a predicted model, not a curated record. Gene Ontology annotation, cellular component: synapse; neuron projection; stress fiber. NCBI's taxonomy places the organism in Eukaryota, Metazoa, Chordata, Mammalia, Artiodactyla, Delphinidae.